This is a messenger RNA of Durotheca rogersii, 1977 nucleotides long. RefSeq names its product proteasome regulatory subunit C-terminal-domain-containing protein. Gene Ontology annotation, molecular function: enzyme regulator activity. Lineage: Eukaryota; Fungi; Ascomycota; Sordariomycetes; Xylariales; Xylariaceae. The record is from RefSeq and is a predicted model, not a curated record. Gene Ontology annotation, biological process: ubiquitin-dependent protein catabolic process; regulation of protein catabolic process. The transcript is spliced from 3 exons. The coding region runs from base 189 to 1946 and encodes 585 amino acids. Gene Ontology annotation, cellular component: proteasome regulatory particle, lid subcomplex; proteasome complex.
CCCCCGUCUUCUCCAUUUUCUCCGCCCGCCCUCUCUUCUCCCUUCUCCGGCGUCCGUCUUAUGUGUUGACGCGGUCUAAUCAUUCGAUAUAUGACUAGACGUCGACCCAAGCCGAUUGAUUAGCCCGCCCGCCACGGCCUAAUACCGUUGCCUCGUCUCUUUCCUAUCUCCCGUUUCCCACAACCGCUAUGCCAGGGAAAACACCUCAUGCAAACGGCAACGAGCCGGUCGAGAAUGGUGUCCGGAAUAACCAGGAUGUCGACAUGACUGACGAGAAGUCGUCUCUCAAGGGAAAGGCCAAGAAGGGUGUAAACGAGGGCGAUGAUAUCACCGUUGUCGUUCCGCUAACCAAGACCACAAAACAAUCGUCUCAACCGCCCCCGCCCGACGCUGACGGAGACGUUCCCAUGGAGCUAUCCGAGAAGACAGAAGACCUCGAGGUCAAGGUCGACCCCGUCACUCAGACCGUCGCAGAUAUCAAGAGCAACUUCGCCCUACUCGACCGCGCAGUGGCCCUUUUUGAUGCUAGGUUCUCAUUAAGAGCUCUGCGGUCCAUCUCUUCCCUCCGCAAACGCCUCACGCCGGACAUUCUCGCCCAGGUCAUCUCGGAGACGUUCUCCCCCACGAGCCCGUCUGCCAGCGUUGCGAAGCAGCUCCUGCUUGCCGUCGGGAAGCCAGAUGUACCCCUGGGCCGCCAGGUGGGCCCGGAGAUGGACGUCGAUAGCGAACCGAAGGCGCCGGCUAAGAGCGGCAGCAAGAAGGAGAGCAGAGACAUCAUCCCGGAGAUCGACAUCUUCCUCAGCAUCCUGGUCCAGGUCUACCUGUUUGACACGAAGCAGUUCCAGCUGGGUGCCGAAUUUUCCAAGUACCUAUCCGAGCGCAUCCACUCUCUGAACCGCCGGACCCUAGAUUCGUUGUCCGCCAAGAUCUAUUUCUACUACUCUCUGUUCUGCGAGCAGCUGGCCCCCCUACCACCAUCGCCUCAGUCUCCGAUUGUCGCCAUCCGUCCCACACUCUUGGCUGCGCUUCGGACUGCCGUGCUGCGAAAAGACAUAGACAUACAGGCCUCCGUCAUAGUGCUGCUGCUGCGAAGUUACCUCCUCACCUCUCACAUCUCCCAAGCCGACCUUCUCGUAUCCCACACCCAGUUCCCCGAGAAUGCUGCCAAUAACCAAGUCGCCCGCUUCCUCUACUACCUGGGCAGGAUCCGCGCCAUCCAGCUACGGUACACCGAGGCACACGAGCACCUGACCGCGGCCACGCGGAAAGCACCAGCCAGCACCUGCGCCCUCGGCUUCACCCAGACGGCGACGAAGCUCCUGCUCGUCGUGGAGCUGCUGAUGGGCGAUAUUCCCGAGCGAGCCACGUUCCGCAUCCCCAGCAUGGAGCAAACCCUGCACCCGUACUUCCUGCUCGUUCGGGCCGUGCGGGUGGGCAACCUGGAAGACUUCGAGAUCGCGAUCGCCGACCACGCCGAGACUUUCCGUCACGACGGCACGUACUCGCUCAUCCUGCGCCUCCGCCAGAACGUCAUCAAGACGGGCAUCCGCAUGAUGAGCUUAAGCUAUAGCCGCAUCUCGCUUCGCGACAUCUGCAUCCGGCUCCACCUAGGAAGCGAAGAGAGCGCCGAGUACAUCGUCGCGAAGGCGAUCCGAGACGGCGUCAUCGAGGCUACCCUCGACCGGGAACGAGGCUUCAUGAAGAGCAAGGAGAUUGGCGACGUGUACGCGACCCGGGAACCCGGAGAGGCCUUCCACGACCGUAUCCGAGCCUGUCUCGCCUUGCAUGACGAGAGUGUCAAGGCCAUGCGGUUCCCGAUGAACCAGCACCGUCUCGAGUUGAAGAACGCGCAGGAAGCGCGUGAGCGCGAGCGCGAGAUGGCCAAAGAGAUACAAGAGGGGGACCUGGACGAAGACGAUCUCGGCGGGGACUUCGAAGGCAUGUAAAGACACGGGGAGCCGUGUGUAAUCCGGGACG